AUGACGUUGCGAUCCGACUUGAACGGGUCGUUGCCAUCUGCCCCAACCACCAAUGGCAUCGGUCAUGGCAAUGGCAAUGGAGAGACGUCCACUUCCAGAUUCCGCGGUCAAGGUGACAGCAGCCCCGACCGCGACGACCUCUCCAAUGGCACCGGAGACAACAUACGCCCCUCCAGCGCACCUGGUAGAAAGAAUGGCGUUGUAUUUGUCGAGUCUGGAGAUGAACUGGGAGAGCGGCCAGAGAAACAUCGCGUGAAGCCGCCUUUACUACGAUCCAAGAGCGACUUUGCACCGCGUCCUGUCGAAGAGUCCGAUACCGAAGAGGAGAUUAGUGAGUGGGGGGCUCGACAUGGCUUCGAGGAUCAUUAUCAGUCUGAGCACAUCAUCUCACAAUUAGCAAGUAACUGGUACAUGUAUUUUACCGAUAAACGCCACGAGACCACUGGCAAGCCGAAGCGUCUAGAAUAUGAGUUGCAAGACUGGAGGCAACGAGACAGACUUAAGACUGUAUCUGCUGCCCUUGCGGUGUGCUUGAAUAUCGGAGUCGAGCCCCCGGAUCAGCUCAAGACGAACCCCGGAGCAAAACUCGAGGCCUGGACUGAUCCCACAGUUCCUCCUAUCCAGAAGGCCCUUGAGAACAUAGGGAAGGCUUUACAGACUCAGUAUGAGACGCUGGCUAUCCGUGCUCGCUAUAAACAGUACCUGGAUCCGUCCGUUGAGGAAACCAAGAAGUUUUGCGUGUCUUUAAGACGAAAUGCCAAGGAUGAGCGGGUGUUGCUGCACUACAACGGUCAUGGCGUGCCCAAACCCACUGCAUCCGGUGAGAUUUGGGUGUUUAACAAGACAUAUACACAGUACAUUCCCGUCUCUCUGUACGAUUUACAGCAAUGGCUACAGGCUCCGACCAUCUUUGUUUGGGAUUGCUCCGAGGCUGGAAACAUCCUGAACAAUUAUCACCGCUUUGUUGAAAAACAUGAAGAGGAAGAAGAGGAAGCAGCGGAUAGGGACCCUCACUAUGAAAAGACCAGCUUUCGGCCUUAUAUUCACCUUGCUGCUUGUGCAGUCAAAGAAAACCUCCCCACCAACCCGCAGUUGCCGGCAGAUCUAUUCACGGCAUGCUUGACAACGCCCAUCGAAAUGGCGCUAUGGUUUUUUGUACUUCAAAAUCCCCUCAAGACCAAUCUUACUCCGGAACGCGCGAAGCAACUACCUGGGCGUCUUCAAGAGAGACGGACACCCCUUGGCGAGCUCAACUGGAUCUUCACAGCUAUUACGGACAGCAUUGCGUGGACAACGCUGCCUCGAGAUCUGUUCCGCAAGUUUUUCCGUCAAGACUUGAUGGUGGCUGCGCUGUUCAGGAACUUUCUCCUGGCUCAGAGGGUCAUGACUGUUUAUGGCUGUCAUCCACAAUCGUACCCAGCCCUGCCUGAUACGCAUCAACACCCCUUGUGGGAGACAUGGGAUUUAGCCGUUGACAUGGCGCUGGCGCAGUUGCCCAUGCUUGAAAGAAAGGAGAGCGAAGGCAUCGAAUACGAGUACCAGAAUUCCACCUUUUUUACGGAACAAUUAACAGCCUUCGACGUGUAUUUAACAAGAGGCGACGCGAUGGCACAGAAACCCCCUGAUCAAUUGCCAGUAGUCUUGCAGGUUUUGCUCAGUCAGCAACACAGAGUACGAGCUCUCAUUUUACUUGGUAGAUUCUUGGAUCUCGGCCCUUGGUCGGUUCAGCUGGCACUUAGCAUAGGAAUCUUCCCCUAUGUUCUAAAGCUGUUACAGUCAGCUGCUGCAGAGCUGAAACCCGUCAUGGUUUUUAUUUGGGCGAGACUGAUUGCUGUGGACAUAUCUUGCCAACAGGACCUUAUUAAGGACAGUGGAUACAGCUAUUUUGCCCAGAUUUUGAAGCCAUCUGAAGGGCUUCCCGUGGUAGACAGCGACGAGCAUAAGGCCAUGUGCGCCUUUAUUCUUGCAAUGCUCUGCAAAGAUUACAAGAAUGGCCAGAUGGUUUGCAAUCAGACGGACAUCAUGUCUUACUGCCUGGCUCAUCUGCAAAAUGAAAACAACCCUCUCCUUCGACAAUGGGCAUGCCUCUGCAUAAGCCAGCUAUGGCAAGACCUUCCAGAGGCAAAGUGGAGAGGAAUUAGAGAAAAUGCCUAUGUCAAGCUGGCGUAUCUUAUGCGGGACCCUUGCUGUGAAGUCCGCGCUGCUAUGAUUCAUGCAAUGACUACUUUCUUGGGAAUUCCCGAUCUGACGGAUGAGGUGGCUCGUAUUGAAGAGUCUAUUGCCUGGACUAUUCUAGAAAUGGGCACGGAUGGCAGCCCCAUGGUUCGCAAGGAGUUUAUCAACUUCUUGUCUCACUUCAUGAUUCGAUUCGAGAGCAAGUUCCUGGUUGCAGCUUAUGAGCAGCUUCAAGAAGAGAAGGAAUAUUUGAUCUUCCCGCCGCAGGACGACGGCCAAGACCACAAGAUGGGACUGCACUAUGCAAGACCAGAGAAUCGAAACAAAGACGGGACAAUCAAACCCAUGGCCCAUGGCCUCUCACACAAUACCGUGUAUAUGGCGUGCUGGAAACAUGCACUCAUUCUUAGCGUGGACCCGCACCCAGAGGUCCAACGAGAGGCGACCAUUAUCGUCGACUACAUACACAAUGCUUUGAUCAACUCAACCGUAGGCGAGGCAGCGCAGCUUUUGAUGCGAGAGAUUCAGACACGAGCAAGGCAAACAGCUAUUUUGAGAAAUGCGGCACAGGCUGUUCAGAAAUCCCACAUGGUGGGUGGGCAGGCAACGCAGCCCCUCCCUUCUCCGGGUAUUUUGCGCAGGACCGCGAGCCUGCUCUUUCAGUCGUUCAAAGGAGGCGAGGAGAGAUCACGGCCAAGUACACCAGCAAGCCCGGUACCUCCUCGCUCACCAUCAUCCAAGAUCGCACCAGAUCAAAUGACAGCCCCCCCCGAACAAAGUGACCUGAGCUCAGCAACGUAUAAUGUGGCGCGGGAGCCAAUGAGCGGGGCAUAUGAGGAAAGGGACUUUUCGCGGGCCCCUAGCAUGCCGCUGAAGAGCAGAUUCCUUGAAUGGUCCAUUGAAUAUUUCCGCGAACCACAGAUGAAACCUAGCGAGGCAGAUGAACCUGGUAGCACCGAGUACAAUGAGCGUCUUUGGAGACGAGCUCGCAACGAGAACAUGCUGAGAGAGACACAGCCGCUGAAACAAAUGGCUGGUACCCAUAAAUGGAACAACCAGCUGGGAAUUGUGAAUAACGGCGCUCAGCCAGCCAAGAUGACAUUUCAUCAAUAUGAGGACCACUUGGCUGUGUCGGAUGAUGGAAACACUGUUUAUGUGUGGGACUGGAAGAAGCAAGGUCGUCUGAGCCGGUUCUCAAACGGCAAUCCCCAAGGAUCCAAUAUCAGCGACAUGAAGUUCAUCAACGAGGAUGACCAAGCCUUUUUGUUGACGGGUUCUUCAGAUGGCGUGAUUCGCGUAUAUCGCAACUACGACUCUGACAAGGAGAUUGAACUGGCAACCUCUUGGCGAGCAUUAACACAUAUGGUCCCUAGCAACGUGAACUCUGGCAUGGUGUUUGACUGGCAGCAGGUAACGGGCCGGAUCCUCGUCGCUGGAGACGUGAGAGUUAUUCGCGUGUGGUACGCGGCGCACGAAACCUGCGUCAUGGACAUACCCGCGCGAUCAGGAUCGUGCGUCACCUCAUUGACGUCGGAUCAAAUGACUGGAAACAUUUUUGUUGCUGGUUUUGGGGACGGCGCUGUCCGGGUGUUCGACACGAGACUGCGGCCUCAGGACUCCAUGGUGCGCAAGUGGAAGGAUGAAUCAGACAGACAGUGGAUCAAGAGCGUUCACAUGCAACGAGGCGGACAGCGCGAACUCGUCAGUGCUAGCCGCAACGGCAAAGUGAAGUUGUGGGAUAUCCGGAUGGAUAGGCCGUUGCAUUCGUUCCAGACGACAAGAGAUACCUUGCGGACGGCGAGUACACAUGAACAUCUGCCCGUCUUUGCAGUGUAUUCAACCUCGACGGCAACGAACUCUCUCGCCUCGAACCAUACUCCAGCUUCCUCCAACAAAAUCGGGGAGUACCCAUUGCAGCUACUGCCUUCCACCCACACCGACCAAUCCUUGGCUGUGCCGCGCGCGGCGAUCACCACAUAA
Molecule: messenger RNA, 4155 nt
Organism: Metarhizium acridum CQMa 102
Lineage: Eukaryota; Fungi; Ascomycota; Sordariomycetes; Hypocreales; Clavicipitaceae
Source: RefSeq, a predicted model, not a curated record